CCAACUGUCUGGUUUAUUUAUUUAUUACUAUACCUUAUUUCAAUCCAAGUUAGUUCAUUCUUCGAAUCUUGUUCUCCAAGCGAAACUAAAAGAGAAAAAUUUCUCCAGAAUCUGCAUUUGUUUUAUACUUCUAACUUUUCAAUUAUCGCAUGCAAAAGCGGCUUUACUUAGGAAAUCUUGGAAAAUUGAAUCAUUUUUUUUCUAUUACUUUUUUGAAUUUUCGGUUGUGUUUCCCCCUUUAAUCUUUUUUGGCGGUUAAACAAUGAACGUUCGCGUGAAGCAAGAGAUUAUGGAAACGUUAAACGCGGAAAGACGGAAACUAAGCGGCGUUGUGCGGGAACAAUCUGCCUCGGUUAUCGAGCUCAGCAGCAGUAGCAGCGAUUCGGACUCGAGCGAUUCGGACGAUCUGGACGAGAACGAUAACCCAAACGGUGUCGUUUCUGCAGGGGAAGGACCUGAAGGUAGGGCUUCGAAGAAGCGGAAGGUGAAUGAUGUCGAUUUUGUGCUACCGCUGGGGUUUUUGGCUCCUCUACCGCCGGAAGAUCCGGCUCCUAUUCCGUUAGCCUAUGAUACGGCGGCUGCGGAGGUUUCUGCGACGGUGAGCCCGCUGGAACAGGCGGCAAGUGCGAGUUUGAGUCCAAGUUCAAGUGUGCUUUGCAAGCAGUUCUGGAAGGCUGGGGAUUAUGAAGGAGCUCCAUCUAGCGCUUGGGAGUUAUCUACAGGUGGCAUGGAUCAUGUCAGGGUUCAUCCAAAAUUUCUACAUUCCAAUGCAACGAGUCAUAAAUGGGCCCUUGGAGCUUUUGCGGAACUUCUGGACAACUCUUUGGAUGAGGUUUGCAAUGGAGCUACAUAUGUUAAUGUAGAUGUGCUCAAAAGUAAGAAGGAUGGGAGUCAAAUGUUGGUCAUUGAAGAUAAUGGUGGUGGGAUGGAUCCUGAUAAAAUGCGUCAGUGCAUGUCCCUUGGAUAUUCUGUAAAAAGCAAAAUAGCAAACACCAUUGGACAAUAUGGAAAUGGAUUCAAGACUAGUACCAUGAGGCUUGGUGCAGAUGUUAUUGUAUUUUCUCGGUGUUGUGGAAAAAAUGGAAAGCGCCCCACACAGAGCAUUGGACUGUUGUCCUACACGUUUUUGACAAGCACAGGAAAGGAAGACAUUGUGGUACCCAUGCUAGAUUAUGAAUGGAAACAAGAUGAGUGGAGCAAGAUAACACGAUCUACUGUCAGUGAUUGGGAUAGGAAUGCGGAAACUAUAGUACAGUGGUCUCCAUUUUCAAGUGAAGCAGACCUCCUUCGUCAGUUCAAUCUGAUGAAGGACCAUGGCACACGAAUUAUUAUUUAUAAUCUCUGGGAGGAUGACCAAGGGCUAUUGGAGCUUGAUUUUCAUGCCGACCAGCAUGAUAUUCAACUCAGAGGUGUUAACCGUGAUGAGAAAAAUAUACAAAUGGCAAAAGAGUUUCCAAACUCUAGGCACUUUCUGACAUAUAGACAUUCAUUGAGGAGUUAUGCAUCAAUACUUUAUUUGAGACUUCCACCUAACUUCAGAAUCAUUUUACGUGGGAAAGAUGUUGAGCACCACAACAUAGUGAAUGAUAUGAUGCUCACUGAGAUGAUAACAUAUCGACCAAAUCCCAGUGCAGAGGGGGCUCCUAAGGAUUUGAAUCUGGCUGCUUUGGUGACCAUUGGUUUUGUGAAAGAUGCCAAAUAUCACAUUGAUGUUCAAGGUUUCAAUGUUUAUCAUAAAAACCGACUCAUCAAGCCUUUUUGGAGGGUUUGGAAUGCUGCUGGGAGUGAUGGUCGUGGGGUUAUAGGUGUUUUGGAGGCUAAUUUUGUUGAGCCAGCUCAUGAUAAGCAGGGUUUUGAGCGUACAACAGUUCUUUCUAGACUUGAAACACGACUAAAAGAAAUUCAAAAACUUUACUGGACCACCAAUUGUCAUAGAAUUGGCUAUGCUCCACGGCGUAAUAAGAAAGGUAUAGAACAGUCUUUAGGCAAAGAUCCUUCUUCUGAUCAUGAUGCGCAACAAUCUACUCAAUCAAAUAAGAAGAGUACAAGCAGCACCAAGAGACCUACGGACUUGGACAAGUUGUAUUCACCCUCAAAUUGGAAUAAAAAAGGAAAAGAAUGUCAGGAAUUACCUAAAGCAGUGGAUGGUGGAAAUGGGAAUGGUCAUGUGUUUAGCAAGGGUGAAAAUAGGAAAACGGCACGGAUGGAUAGCAGUGCAAAGGUCACCACGAGACCUGGAAAAGGAUUAAGCUCAGUUGAAACAUCUUCUCCUUCUGCAGAGGAUGACAGCGAUGAUGUGUGCGAGGUCUUGCCCAAGAGACAAGCUAAUGGGAGCAGUCAAAAGUUUGUUACACGAUCAAAGUCGAAGGAGCGUGGUCUCAAUGAUGAGCGUUGCCAUUCCCAGACUGAUCUGCAUAUUCUGGAGCAGUUGAAACAGGAAAAUUCUGAAUUAAAAGAAAGAUUAGAGAAAUAUGAGGGAGAGCAUCAACAACAAUUGCAUGAUGAUUUGCAACAGGAAAGAAACCGGUGCCAGUCACUUGAAAUUGAGCUGGCGGAGGCGCUGAAAAAAAUUGAGCAACUGAACAAUGAACAAGAAAGUAUCAUUAGCAUCUUCUCGGAGGAGAGAGAUCGAAGAGACAAAGAGGAAGAGAAGUUAAGAAAAAAGCUAAAGGACGCAUCGAAUACCAUCCAAGAGUUGCUCGACAAAGUUAAGAUACUGGAGAAGAUGAAAACUCCCAACAUCAAGCAGGAGCGUAGAGAGCUACUGUAGAGCACUAUUUUAUCGGCUUUUCCGCUAGCAGGCAACCGAAGUGAUUCGUGAACUAUAUUCUUUUUGUUACUUUGCCCCAUAUUCUCACAUCCCUAACGUAUGAGUAGUGCCAUUGUACAUUGAAAAACGCUUUGAUACUUGAGCUUGGGUUGUCGAGCAAUCCAAAUACACUAUGCAUAUAGUAUUUUCCUUUCUUUUUUUUACUUUUUAAUAGUUAUAGGAGGUUACUGAGUAGUUUGCCAGCUUAUAACUCUUUUUGUUACUGAGGUGGGAAUAUUUUGAUUUUGAUGUUGGAUUGCGGUUAAAUUUUAUUAACUAAAUAUGUUUUAA
Gossypium raimondii (Peruvian cotton) is the source of this 3100-nucleotide messenger RNA. Its product is annotated as protein MICRORCHIDIA 7. Lineage: Eukaryota; Viridiplantae; Streptophyta; Magnoliopsida; Malvales; Malvaceae. Gene Ontology annotation, molecular function: ATP hydrolysis activity. The record is from RefSeq and is a predicted model, not a curated record. The coding region runs from base 263 to 2770 and encodes 835 amino acids. The transcript is spliced from 20 exons. Gene Ontology annotation, cellular component: nucleus.